This is a messenger RNA of Vombatus ursinus (common wombat), 723 nucleotides long. It is a transcript of the gene CUNH3orf80, whose product is annotated as chromosome unknown C3orf80 homolog. Bases 1 to 723 code for a protein of 240 amino acids. NCBI's taxonomy places the organism in Eukaryota, Metazoa, Chordata, Mammalia, Diprotodontia, Vombatidae. The transcript has a single exon. The record is from RefSeq and is a predicted model, not a curated record.
AUGUGGUCGCCCCGGGCAGCUGCAGGAUUCGGGGCGCCCGGCGCCUCUUCGCUGCUGCCGCUGCUGCUGCCGCUGCUGCUACCGCCCUCGCAGGGCUGGAGUUGCGGGGGGCUGACCUGCGGGGAAAAGGAGCGCUGCUGCGACUUCGGCAAUGUCACGUACACGGAGGUCAAGUGCUGCAAGCUGCCCUUUCACACGUUCCUGGACAACGUGGGCUGGUUCGUGAGAAAGCUCUCGGGGCUCCUGAUCCUGCUCGUGCUCUUCGCCAUCGGCUACUUCCUGCAGAGGAUCAUCUGCCCGAGCCCCCGCAGGUACAACCGGCGCCAGCCGGGCCAGCCGCAGCAGCAGCAGCAGCAGCAGCAGCAGCAGCCCCCCCAGCAGCUGGCUGCCGCUCCCGGAGGCCUGCGGCCCCAGCCGGACGACGCCCCGUCGCUGCUCCACGAGACGGCCGCCACGUCUCAGGACUCUUUGCUGGACAGCAGCAGCAGCAGCGGCCGCUGGGGCGCCUCGUCCGAGCACGAGCUGCACGCCGUGUCCUCGCCCCUCUUCCUGCAGCUGCCCAGCUACGAGGAGGUCAAAUACCUGCCCACGUACGAGGAGUCCAUUCUGCUGCAGGAGCAGCCGCCGCGCAGCCCCAAGGACUUCGUCCUGCCCGUGGCCGUGCUCGACCAGCCCCGAGGGGGCGACCCGGGCCGCGCCCAGGGAAGAUACCCGCUCAUCUGA